AUGUCUGAGUCUCCUGCUCACUCUUACUCCAAGUUUGAUACGAAGGAACAUAUCCGAUGUAAGAAGACUUCGGUGGGAUCAAGUUUACAACUGCGGCAUAAAGCGACCAUAACCAGUUUUCCAUUUGACCCUCCGUUUGGGUUUCAGUUAACAAAUCCAUCUUCGGAGAACAAAGUUGAGGAUAAGGAAGAAGCUGAGCCGAUUUCUCCUUCUUCAGUGUAUGCAGAUCAAAGUUUUUCAAGUACAUCCAACGUUUGUGAGAGCGUACAUGAAAACCAGCACUGGCACCAACACCAGAACCAGCUUCAGCCUCAGUGCUUCAGCCCGACGACAUCGGCUGACAGCAGUGACCACAAUAUACAUGAAUACUCAUUCUACACAAAUGAAGUAUCUAACCUAAAAUUUCAGGUAAUCGAAUUGGAAUACAUUAACGCAAGCUUGGAGAACAAAGUCCGCAAAUAUCGAGACGAAAUCCGACUCUUCAAACAAGACAUAAAAGGGUAUAAACUCGAUGGAAGACAAUUAGCAGAGCUCCUCAUGGAGAAAGAGGACGAAAUUGAGACUCUGCAUAAGAAAAUCACACAGCUUCUUAACCAGGAUUGUUUGCCCUCCCCGCCGCGUUCGACACCGAGCUCGACACCGAGCUCGAUGAAUGGUGGCAGUUAUAACCGAUAUGGACAUAUAACCGAUGUAUCGAUAAAACAAUAUGACUUUGUACGUAAUGAGAGCGGCCGGAAUCAUGGUCAUGUGGCAGAGCAGAUUGGUCAUGCUGAGACGGAUAAUAAGCCCCAGUGGUGGAUGUAA
Talaromyces marneffei is the source of this 804-nucleotide messenger RNA. RefSeq lists its product as uncharacterized. NCBI's taxonomy places the organism in Eukaryota, Fungi, Ascomycota, Eurotiomycetes, Eurotiales, Trichocomaceae. The record is from RefSeq and is a predicted model, not a curated record. The transcript has a single exon. The coding region runs from base 1 to 804 and encodes 267 amino acids.